Messenger RNA from Synchiropus splendidus (mandarinfish), 3387 nucleotides. RefSeq names its product ranBP-type and C3HC4-type zinc finger-containing protein 1-like. NCBI's taxonomy places the organism in Eukaryota, Metazoa, Chordata, Actinopteri, Syngnathiformes, Callionymidae. Gene Ontology annotation, molecular function: ubiquitin-protein transferase activity; ubiquitin binding. Gene Ontology annotation, biological process: proteasome-mediated ubiquitin-dependent protein catabolic process; positive regulation of canonical NF-kappaB signal transduction; protein linear polyubiquitination. The record is from RefSeq and is a predicted model, not a curated record. Gene Ontology annotation, cellular component: LUBAC complex. The transcript has 7 exons. The coding region runs from base 1580 to 2911 and encodes 443 amino acids.
AUCCAGGAAAAUUUCAUCAGAGAGGCCUGAUAAGAUCUCAGUUUUGAAUCCAGGUUGGGCAAAUACACCCGUAGCAAAUGUGAACGAGAUGGAGAGCCACUGUUUUUCUGUGCAGACGCGAGUCACAUUUGGGGGCAAAAGUUGGUCUACUUGAAAGGACCAACCCAGUAAGGUGUUAAUGGGUGGUGGGUUUUGUUUGAAGACACCGUGGCCACUGUCCAGGACACGUGCGCUGAAGGGGCGGCCAUGUUGAAACUCUGCACAACACCUCCACAUCCAAAAGUCACAGAAAGACACAAGCUUUCUCUGCGUAUCGGUGCAUUUACUGACAAGAGGCGGGGUGUCACUUGGAGCUGGUGUACUUGGUGACGGCCUUGGUGCCCUCGGACACGGCGUGCUUGGCCAGCUCUCCCGGGAGCAGCAGCCGGACGGCGGUCUGCACCUCCCUGCUGGAGAUGGUGGAGCGCUUGUUGUACUGCGCCAGGCGCGAGGCCUCUGUGGCGAUCCUCUCAAACAGGUCGUUGACGAAGGAGUUCAUGAUGCUCAUGGCUUUGCUGGAGAUGCCGGUGUCGGGGUGAACCUGGGGUCAGACACAGAGUUUCACUGCAGCCCAGGGCCACGUGCUGUGGCGGGAAGCGGCCUCACCUGCUUGAGCACCUUGUAGAUGUACAUGGCGUAGGUCUCCUUCCUCUUGACUUUCCGCUUGGCUUUCCUGUCGGCCGAGCCUUUCCCUUUCUUCUUGGAAAUAUCGCUGGUCAUCCUCGCUGCCACGUGCACGGAGCGCCGCUCCUGACGCGCGUCAGCUGUUUUCAACUGGACUCAAUCAAACGCUAAUCAACUUCUGCUGCCGCGCGCGCCACCUCUGACGGCUGCACUUCCGCCGUGAAGAUCCGGGCACAGACGGCGGGAGUGAGACGGAGAACUGAAAGAAAUCCAUAAAAACAACCGCUGUUCUGCGUGUAGCCGGUGUGCGUCCACUAGAUGGCGCCAACAAAGAGGUCAGCUGUUGAGGCUGCGUUUUGGCUUCGGUGUGACGUGCCUCCAGAGCCGGGCAACAGGUGACGCUUCACAGGUGACACUUCACAGGUGACGCUUCACAGGUGACGCUUCACAGGUGACGCUUCACAGGUGGCACUUCACAAGAGCCACGCAACAGAAAAGACAUAAACAAGGCAAACACGAGGGAAUCGGGGGGAGGAGGGACAAUGGCCAAGUAUAUGAUGUGUGUUGAAAGUAUCCAGGCGUUUACAGAGAUCUAAAAGAGUAUUUUGCAAGUGCAACACUAAAGUGCAGAGGCACCCGCGACAUCGUCCUUUUUAAUAGUAAAUAUUCCGUGUUGUGUCCUAGGCAGGAACACAAAGGCUCCAGCAGGGGGCGACCGUGCGUUAAACGGGCUACUGAAUAACCAGGAAAGAAGAAGAAGAAGAAGAAGAAGCGAUUCCUGUUUUGUUUUUCUUUCGCUUGGUUCCAGGUUCUGGUGACAAUGGCUCUCUCGCUGGGACGGGGGUCUCUGGAAGCAGACUCUCAGCUCCAGCCGCGGUGGGUCUUCUGAAGCCCUCCCCUCCACCCCGCCGCUGCCAUGGCGCUCAGCUCGGGCGCCUGGGCUCCUCCGGUCCCGCUCAGUGCCGCGUCCCAGCUGGCCGCCUGCGGCGACCCAGGAGCCGCAGCCUGCUGCAGCACGGUUCUCAUGUCGGUUCGCGUGUCGGUGUGUCACUCCGGCAUCCGGCCCCUGUGUCUCCCCGGGGCGGGCAGCGAGGCUCUGCGGCUGCAGCUCAGCAUGGACCCCAGCCGGGCCGGAGAGUUCCGGCUCGCCCUGAGAGACACCAGUGGAAACCGCAGUGUGUUCAUCGCAGAGUUCGAUCUGCGCUCGGUGCACUACGAAGUCCAGUCUUCACGCUGCCAUGAGAUGCGACUCGCCGCGCCGCCUCACGACUGCAUCCGCUUCAACUUCCGCUGCGACCGCGAGGCUGAGGAGUGGGCCACUGUGGUGAUGUCAUCGCUGAGAGAAGCCCACCGAGUGGCCAACAUCCACAGCGGCGAGUCAGAGGUCGCUGUGGCCAACGCAGCUUCAGAUCAGUGGAGCUCCUCCUCCUCGUUGCCCGUCACUGAGGACCUGUGUCUGGAGCUGUCGAGGGCCAUCCAGGCGGGCGACGCCGGGGCGGCCUCGGAGCACGCCGCCGCUCUGGCUCGGCAGAAGGCGGCGCUCGCCAUUCAGCCAGCUGAGAGGAGCUACGCGCAGGGCCAGAUCAGUCUGAGCGUGGUGGUGGAAGACGCGUCCUCCUCCUGCUCCGUCACGGUGCAAGUCUACCCCUACAUGACCGUCGCUGCUCUCAAGCAACAGGUGUUCGUGGAGUAUGGCUUUCACCCCCGAGUGCAGCGCUGGGUCAUAGGUCAGUGUUUGUGCACGGAGCCGCGGUCGCUGGCCUCGUACGGGGUGCAGAGGGACGGAGACACGGCGUACCUCUACCUGAUCUCCGCGCGGCAGGCUCGCCUCACGCGCCAGCUCUUCCAGCAGGACCUGGAGAGCGCGCUGCUGGCGCACCUGCCUCCGGGCAGCAGCCCUGCCUCUCAGGACUGGCGGGGCUACAGCACGCUGCCCUCCAGGCUGCCACACAGCAGCGCGGCCGAGCCUGCUCUCGGCCGCGCUGCUGCCGCCGCUGCAGGAGGCCAGAGGCCCGGGGACCUUUACCAGCUCCUCGACGUGGAGAACCUGCAGCUUCAGGACAAACCCGGCAGAGCCAGUCGCACCCAGGGCGCUCGGCAGAGCGAGUGGGCGUGUCCCUCCUGCACGUUCAUCAACAAGCCGUCACGUCCGGGCUGUGAGAUCUGUGCCACGGCCAGACCCGAGCCACGCCGCGGCUCUCAGCAGGACAAAGGCCGGAGGGAGGACAGAGAGGCGGGUCUGAGCUGACUGCCCCGCCCCGCCCCGCCCCGCCCCGCCCCGCACCCGUCAUGGAUGCCAGCUCCUGGAACCCCCUGAAGAGUGCCAUACAUGUCGCCCCACACAAGUGCACUGAGAUCCCUGACACAGACUGGAGCAUUUGAAGUAGCAUGACGGGCGGACGCAGGCGUUUGGAGCUCUUAACUUAUUUGACGUGCGUCACGCUGAUGGUCUGAUAUAUUUAUUUGCUGGGGAAAGUCUGACUGUGAAGGUUUUGUCCACCGUGUCUUAGUUCCAAGCCUCCAGAGACCCGUCUGGACUUGUGAAGUGCUUUUAUCCUGAUUUCGUAUGUGGGUGCAUCAUCUAAAAGACGAGCUCUUACAUGGUUGUACGUGUUACCCGUGGGUGUCUUUGACUCCUUCUGAGCUGUGACAGCAAAGGAAUGAUCCGUUUACCCUCAUGUCCAAUGAUGCAUUCAUUAAGCCAAUAAACUUGGAGAAACUGGG